Messenger RNA from Nannospalax galili (Upper Galilee mountains blind mole rat), 2060 nucleotides. It is a transcript of the gene Naa80, whose product is annotated as N(alpha)-acetyltransferase 80, NatH catalytic subunit. The coding region runs from base 983 to 1873 and encodes 296 amino acids. The record is from RefSeq and is a predicted model, not a curated record. Gene Ontology annotation, molecular function: acetyl-CoA binding; N-acetyltransferase activity. The transcript has 2 exons. Gene Ontology annotation, biological process: protein acetylation. Lineage: Eukaryota; Metazoa; Chordata; Mammalia; Rodentia; Spalacidae. Gene Ontology annotation, cellular component: cytoplasm.
AGUGUGUCCGCCGUACCGCUGGAGGCCAGUGUGGACAGACGGAAGAGUCGGAGCCAGAGGACGUGAGAGACUGAACCUUGAAGAGCCAGGACGAGGAACAUCCCAGAGCUCGGUUUUAACAUGUCAGUACCGCCCUCACUUCUCCAACGCUGCCCGUUAAUCGUUAAUCCUCCCCGCGCCUGCGGCCCCCAAGUGGCUAGGCCGCCCCUUACGCCCCCCCUCGGUGGGCCAUUCCCUCCCAGAGCAUGCUGAGCCACACCCACCCAUAGUCAAGCUUUCAAAACCCCCACUCCCAAAAGCUCUAAGUUCUCUGAUUGUCUAGGGGCCGAGAAAUUCGAGCUGUAAAAAGACAGUGUGGACCCUCUGAAGGUCCGGAGCUUCGCUCCGCCUAUAGUGAUGGGACCGGUACCGAAGGGGUUAAGUCGGCCUGGGGAAACCUGGGGCUCUAGGCUGGGGGCGGGCCCUGAGGCCUCCUCCGUCCAAACCUAGUGGGCGUUUGGGGGUGGAGGAGUGCUGGUGCUGGUGCUGCAGCAGCUGGUGCUGAGGCAGCUGAUGCAGGUGAGGGGCUUAAAGCCCUGUGAGUGGGAUUUGGCGUGAGCUGAGUUGUGCUGAAUUGUGCUCAAGCUCUGGGAUAGCUAGGAAGGGGAGCCAGGAGGCACUUUCUGGAGCGAGCAGAAACGUGGGCCUCAGCUGCCCACCCACUGCAAGAAAUCCCCCGGCAUAGACCAUCCUGCCAGCAGAACCUAGAAUAAGCCCAGCACGGCUGUCAUCCACAGGAGAUGAACCCUCAUGUGAGAAGAUGCCACUGCCUAGAGACCGUGGCUUUAACCUCCAGCCUGGCACUGAGCCACCUGCAACCUAACAGGAAGUGACCUUGGCUCCCAGCCUGACUCAGCUGAGUCUGGAUCCUACCUCUAGGCAAGAGCUGACUCUGAGCCCUGGCCCAGCGAAGCUGACCUCUAUCCUAGACCCUGUGCACCGGAUGGAGCUGAUCCUGAGUACCAGUCCUGCAAAGCUGACUCUAGAUCCUGCACGCCAGCCAGAACUGUCCCUGAGCCCCAGGCUAGCUGAGCUGACCCUGGAUUCCUCAUGCCAUCCAGAGAUGACCCUCACUCCUGGCCCAGCUGAGCUUACCCUGGAUCCUGAGCACCAGGCAGAAGAGACACCAGCCCCCAACCCAGCUGAAUUGACUCUAGAGCCUGUGCACUGCCGACCUGAGCUCUUGAGUGCUUGUGCUGACCUUAUUAAUGAUCAGUGGCCUCGAAGUCGUGCCUCCCGCCUCCACUCCCUGGGCCAGUCCUCAGAUGCCUUCCCCCUCUGCCUAAUGCUGCUGAGCCCCCGGCCCACACCUGGAGCAGCCCCCAUUGUGGUGGGCCAUGCCCGUCUGUCACGGGUACUGGACCAACCACACAGCCUCUUAGUGGAGACAGUGGUAGUGGCCCGGACUCUGAGAGGCCGUGGCUUUGGCCGCCGCCUCAUGGAGGGCCUGGAGGCUUUUGCCCGGGCCCGAGGCUUCCACCGGUUGCACCUUACCACUCAUGACCAACUUCACUUCUAUUCCCAUCUGGGCUACCACUUGGGUGAGCCUGUGCAGGGUUUGGUCUUCACCAGCCGACGGCUGCCCACUACCCUGCUCCGUGCCUUCUCUAAGACCCCCUGCCCCCAGCCACCCUGCAAGGUGUCUAACCUGGCUACCCAAGUUGUCCCAGGGAGCUCUAAGGGACCCCCAUUGCCAUCACCUCCUCCCCUACGCCAGCCUCUGACCACCUCAUCCCCUCCUCCACCACAGGGGCCCCUUCCUCAAAGCCUGAUAGAGACAAAAUACCGAGACCUCAAGGGGUGCCCCAUAUUCUGGAUGGAAAAAGAUAUCUGAAGGCUGGCCACUAGAUUGCCCAGGACAGUCCCAGCCUCAGUCCAUUGGCCAUACCUCAGCCCCCUCAAGCCCCUGGAGGCAGCCUUUGCCUGGGUAUGUUUCCUGGGUACCAAUGGGCCAGGAGGUGGCUUCAGAGCUUUGGCUCAGACCUGUCAGUGUAGCUGAAUAAAGGCUUCCAUUGGGUGUG